This is a messenger RNA of Pecten maximus, 6377 nucleotides long. RefSeq names its product arrestin domain-containing protein 3-like. The record is from RefSeq and is a predicted model, not a curated record. The transcript has 8 exons. The coding region runs from base 252 to 1793 and encodes 513 amino acids. Gene Ontology annotation, biological process: protein transport. NCBI's taxonomy places the organism in Eukaryota, Metazoa, Mollusca, Bivalvia, Pectinida, Pectinidae. Gene Ontology annotation, cellular component: cytoplasm.
UGUGACUGCCGAGUCUAUAAGCAUGGUUGUUCCGCGCCGUUAACCCGGUCUUUUGGAAGUACACUGUAAUACAAAAAUACCAGCCACGAGAUAAUACGGGGAUGUCAUCUCGACGAAUUACAUGAUAAUCAUUUCCGGUGCGACGAUAUGGGUAUGGCUGUUUUCAAGAGCCAGUAAGACCUGGACAUGAUAAGGAUGUAGACUGACCAGACCACAUCAGCAGCUGACCAGUAAAAGUGACCACCGUCUGAAUGAGUAGCGUACACGCCAUGGAUUAUGUGAAAAAGUUCGAGAUUGAACUUGACAAGGAUGUGUAUUAUGCUGGUGAGGUGCUGACAGGAAGUGUCAUCGCCCGGGUAACAGAAAACAUCAAAGUACACGGUAUUCGUUUGGUGUUGCGUGGCAAAGCUCACGUAGAAUGGAAAAUCAACAAGGCUGGAGAAAGGAGAAAUGUUCGAGAUGACGAAUACUAUAUUGAUGAGAAGAGAAUUGUCUGGGGCAAAGACAAGAAGGAUGAUGGACCUGCCCCAAUCAUGCCCCGAGGGAAUCACAGAUAUCCGUUUGAGUUCAAACUGCCUGAGAGUGCCCUCCCCUGCUCUCUGGAGAGUAAGAUGGGUACAAUACGGUACUAUGUACGGGGUACAAUGGACAUCCCAUACGCCUCGUCACCUCAAAGUGUCAAGUAUUUUUCUAUCAUAGGACCACACAUUGACUGUAUGGAUGAACGGUUCCUGACCCCUACCAGAGCAGCUGACAAACGUUACACAUGCUGCAUGUGCUGCACAAAGGGCCCUGUGGCACUGGAUGCCACCCUGGAACGAAGUGCCUAUUGUUGUGGUGACAACAUCAGACUCAAGGUGGAGAUGCAGAAUGGCAGUGGACAGCAGGCAUGGAUCCUGUGUCGCCUCAUGCAGAAUGUGGAGUAUUUCAUUAACAAGGGUGUGCUUGGUUUACGGAAGGAUGUGAGUCACCGAGUCUGGGAGUAUAAGGGUGACAGUGUGGCCCCACAUCACACGGAAAGGUUUGACAACCUACAGAACUUCCUACAGGUUCCUGUCAUGCCUCCAACACUAGUGGAUGUGUGUAACCUUAUACAGAUCUACUACACUUUACAGGUUGGUCUUGUGAUGGAGGACACAGGAGAAGUGUUGGAACUCAACUUUCCAAUGACCAUAGCAACCACCCCUUAUAGGAUCACUAAUGCCCCUUAUCCCAUCAUGCAGUAUGAUGUAGCAGCUGAGAAUGUUGAAGGAGGGAUGUACAUCAGUUCUGAGUUCCAAGUUGGCCAGGUGUACACCGGUGACGAGGAAGAGAAUGAGACUGAGAUGUUCAUUAUAUACCGUCCUGUGUACAUCUGUAUCCCACACGAACGGAUCAAGGUCACAAACACAGAGAAAGAUGUCAACAUUUGCCGUGCAGGAUCUCGGAUCUCGAUGACAAGGCUUGAUAGAAAGACAUGGAAAAUGCAGACGACACAUGACUCGGAUAAAGAAGAUAGUUCUGUGCUAGACCUUAAAACUGAUACCCUGGUGCCUGACAUGUCAGAUUUGGAUUUAAAAGAGUCCAUGGUCAUGAAAAAGGAGUUAAGUGAUGUAGCGAAAGAUAUCGAUAACUCAAAUAAUUUUCUGAAACCAUCAGAAAGUCAUGGAAGUAUGAAACAAACAAUGGAAUAUGAACCUGGUGAUAAAGAUAAUAUAGUUGUUGUUGUUCAACCAGAACCUCACUCGUCACUCCAACUGGAACCAGAAAAUAAGGACAGUGAAGAAGUUCUACAGAAUAUUGUAAAUGACUGAGACAAAUCAAAACUGGAUUAAAGAGAGACGUUUUACAGUAUAGUGUACUGAGACAGUUUGUAUGUGCUUGUCAUGAUCAUCUAAUUUUGUCACUCGUAUAACUUCUCAAAUGGUCAAAGAUUUAACAUCACGGCAGUGGUCAAGGACAUAGCCAUGGAGUGGUCAGUGAUAUUGUAAGAUCAUCCUAGUGUUUAGUGAUACAGUGGACACAACUUGUGGUUAAUCUUAUAUUAUUACUCAGUGGUAUAAGGUAUGAUGUCUCCUAUUGAUCAAAAUAUGACGUUAUUGUUGUCGACAUAUGACUAGUCUGAGUUUCAAUGUAAUAACGUCAUAUAAUGUUUUUGGACUGCCACAUAAAGCGAUUUCUGUACUACUGUCAGCUCAUUUCUAAGAAGAUAACAUGAUAAUCAUUUUAUUUUCUUAUUUCAGAUCCUGUCUGACUGAUCAUUUCAUUCACCAAUUUGAUAUCGGCCCAAACCAUUGUUAAUGAAUAUCAUGGCAUGACUUUGAUGGCUUUACGUAAGAAAAGUAGUAUAAUUGUCAAAAAAUACAUGCAUCGAUCAUCCCCCAUCCUUGCCUGGCUGGAGUUGUAUGGUCUGAUAUAUCACUUGACAAUGAUGUCUUAUAAUAACUAGUAAUUUCUCAAAAACUAUAUAACAUUGUUUUUACUUUUGUCACAGAGUUUCUGCUUUAAGUAAUCUAAAUAGAGUGCGAAAAGCAGAAAAUGUUUAUCUUUUCAAGACACUGGUAAAGCCAUGUGUUGUAAUUCAUUGUUUAAAAUAUGAAAGCCACAGCUCAAAAUGUUUCUACUUCCUCUACCCAUAAAAUAAUAUCGUCAGUAGCAAGGGAAAUAACUCUUCAAUGAACACGUGCCAUUUACCACAUAUCAUCUUAAGUUUGAGAGUGGUUAAUUUUCGGUUUGGGUUUGUGUUUAUUGAACCUGAAAAAAAAAUUGGUUUGGGACUUACCCCGGCUGUGUUAGAGUUUGAAUUUUUCUCCAUUAGACAAAACUCUAUAUAAUACAUUUAGGCCUAUAAGGGAAAGCUGCAAUGAGUUUGUGAAUAGUCAGGUACUGAGCUCUGGAGUAGAAGAUUUUAAUGAUAUUAACCAUCUUUAAAUAAUCACUGUUUUAACAAAGGACAUUUCAUUUCCAAAACAUCAGCAUUAUUUCUCUAAUGGAAAAUAUGGAUUUCCCAAAAUUAAACAUUCCUUUUCCGAUUGGAGGCACAUACUGGGUUGUUUUUUUUCUCAUAGGAUAAAUGUUUCUUUUUCAGCAUUCCAUAUUUGGUACUGGUAAAUGAUGUGUCUGCUGUUAUCACAAUUGCUUGUAUGGACAGAAGUACCAGUAACUAUUGUACACUUUUUUACACUCCUGACAUUCUGUGGCUAAUUUUACACUCCUGAGUUCUGUGGAUUAUUUUACACUCCUGACAUUCUGUGGAUUAUUUUACACUUCUGACAUUCUGUGGAUAAUUUUAUACUCCUGACAUUCUGUGGAUAAUUUUACACUCCUGACAUUCUGUAGAUAAUUUUACACUCCUGAUGCUUUGUGGAUUAUUUUAUACUCCUGACAUUCUGUGGAUAAUUUUACACUCCUGACAUUCUGUGGAUAAUUUUACACUCCUGACAUUCUGUUGAUAAUUUUACACUCCUGACAUUCUGUGGAUUAUUUUACACUCCUGACAUUCUGUGGAUUAUUUUACACUCCUGAUGCUUUGUGGAUAAUUUUACACUCCUGACAUUCUGUUGAUAAUUUUACACUCCUGACAUUCUGUUGAUAAUUUUACACUCCUGACAUUCUGUGGAUUAUUUUACACUCCUGACAUUCUGUGGAUUAUUUUACACUCCUGAUGCUUUGUGGAUAAUUUUACACUCCUGAUGCUUUGUGGAUAAUUUUACACUCCUGACAUUCUGUUGAUAAUUUUACACUCCUGACAUUCUGUGGAUUAUUUUACACUCCUGACAUUCUGUGGAUUAUUUUACACUCCUGAUGCUUUGUGGAUAAUUUUACACUCCUGAUGCUUUGUGGAUUAUUUUACACUCCUGACAUUCUGUGUAUAAUUUUACACUCCUGACAUUCUGUGGAUAAUUUUACACUCCUGACAUUCUGUGGAUAAUUUUACACUCCUGACAUUCUGUGGAUAAUUUUACACUCCUGACAUUCUGUGGAUAAUUUUACUCUCCUGACAUUCUGUGGAUUAUUUUACACUCCUGACAUUCUGUGGAUAAUUUUACACUCCUGACAUUCUGUGGAUAAUUUUACAUUCCUGACAUUCUGUGUAUAAUUUUACACUCCUGACAUUCUGUGGAUAAUUUUAUACUCCUGACAUUCUGUGGCUAAUUUUACACUCCUGACACUCUGUGGAUAAUUUUACACUCCUGACAUUCGGUGGAUAAUUUUAAAUUCCUAACAUUCGGUGGAUUAUUUUACACUCCUGACAUUCUGUGUAUAAUUUUGCUCUCCUGACAUUCUGUGGAUUAUUUUACACUCCUGACAUUCUGUGGAUAAUUUCAUAGCCAUGACGUCCUGUGUAAAAUUUAUGACAAUAAGUACCAUUAGGGAUAUAUUAUUAUAUAUUCACAGAAAUAAUGUGGUUUCAUUAUUCCUUUGCUUAUUAAAGAUUUCAAAACCUUUUGGAUAUACAUAUAAGAUGUAUGUAUAUAUAUAUAUACUCGACAGUUUGACAGUUAACUUAAUCUUGCUAUUGUUAUUGCUACUCUGAUGAUAAACAACAUUUACCAUUAUAUUUCCCCCCCAAACAAUGAUGUUCAUUCCAUUUUUAUACCCAAGUGUUCAAUAUGAUGUUGUUGCCUAUCAUGUGUAAAUGCAUGUGUACAUAUGUUAGUAUAUAAAGUACAUUAUGUUACUGCAUACAUUUUUGUGGCUUUGGUAUGCAAUUUACGAAUAUUGUCUCUGGAAAUCUCACCCCUUUUUACUUUUGCUGGAGAAUGUUUAAAUUUACUGUUUGAAUGACUGAAAUUAGUGUUGACGGGAAAAUAUUGUGAUUUUAUUACAUAGGUAAUAUUAUGUCACCCAUUCCUACAAUGGUACAUUGUACACCCCUAGACAUACUUAUCCUUUAAUGACUUCACAAGCUCUGUUGGUUGAAGACAACGAGCUUAUGCCAUGAUUAGUGCUCUUUCAUCCAGGUAAAAGUGAUUCAUGUUAUCAUUGAGGAGAUGGCUGCAUGGUGAUAAAGAAAGAUUUCCUCUAGAGAGCAUAUGGCAGUUAGUCCUAAACAAAAUUAUGCCCUAAAUGAUGUUUUGAAUUCUGGAAAGUAAGGUGGUCUUAGAAACAAGCUGAUCUCCAAAAUAAUCCACUCAUGGAUCUCCUUUAAGGAAGAGUAUCUUGAGAAUAACUCAAUCUUGAAUAUAUGCCAAGCUUGAAGAGAAUCCAUGGGCUCCUUACAUAAAAAGUAAGGAUACGUAUUUUGAAAAUGAAAGACUUGAAACAAGCUGCAACAUACAAACAUAUUUUACUUGAAUUAAAGUUCCACAUACUGAGGUAUUCAACAUACUUCAUUAAGUUACAUCCAGUACAGAUUUAUUAGAGAAACUUGUGUUGUAACACACCUCCACAUACAUGUUCUGUACCAAGUGAUAUUGAUUAUUUUAUUGUAGGACUUUUCCUCAGCAACUUUGGUAUAUUUGCACUUAAUUUGAUUAACCACAAGCUUGGUUGGUCAAUAUGCAAAUAAAGAUGUUGUUCAGUUCCUCAUAAUUUGAUUGCAUGAUCACACUACUUUCAAUGUACAUAUAAGGAUGUAUGUGCACAUAUUUUGAUUAAUCACAAGGCUGCUGAGUGUCCAUAUAAGGAUGUAUGUGCACAUAUUUUGAUUAAUCACAAGGCUGUUGAGUGUCCAUAUAAGGAUGUAUGUGCACAUAUUUUGAUUAAUCACAAGGCUGUUCAGUGUCCAUAUAAGGAUGUAUGUGCACAUAUUUUGAUUAAUCACAAGGCUGUUCAGUGUCCAUAUAAAGAAACAUUAUUUAUGCAUCUAAUUAGUCACAAGACAAGGUCAUUAAAUGCCAUAUAAAGAAAUAUGUGUACAUAGUUUUAUCAACCACAAGGCUAUUGUAAGGCUAAAUCACAGAUCUAGUCAUUGUAAGGCUACAUCACAGAUCUAGUCAUUGUAAGGCUAUCACAGAUCUAGUCAUUGUAAGGCUAUCACAGAUCUAGUCAUUGUGAGGCUAUAUCACAGAUCUAGUCAUUGUGAGGCUAUAUCACAGAUCUAGUCAUAGUAAGGCUAUAUCACAGAUCUAGUCAUUGUAAGGCUAUCACAGAUCUAGUCAUUGUAAGGCUAUAUCACAGGUCUAGUCAUUGUAAGGCUAUCACAGAUCUAGUCAUUGUAAGGCUAUAUCACAGAUCUAGUCAUUGUGAGGCUAUAUCACAGGUCUAGUCAUUGUAAGGCUAUAUCACAGAUCGUUGUAAGGCUAUCACAGAUCUAGUCAUUGUAAGGCUAUCACAGAUCUAGUCAUUGUAAGGCUAUCACAGAUCUAGUCAUUGUAAGGCUAUAUCACAGAUCUAGUCAUUGUAAGGCUAUAUCACAGGUCUAGUCAUUGUAAGGCUAUAUCACAGAUCGUUGU